This is a messenger RNA of Morus notabilis, 1031 nucleotides long. RefSeq names its product homeobox-DDT domain protein RLT3. Lineage: Eukaryota; Viridiplantae; Streptophyta; Magnoliopsida; Rosales; Moraceae. Gene Ontology annotation, cellular component: nucleus; transcription regulator complex. The record is from RefSeq and is a predicted model, not a curated record. The annotation marks the transcript as partial. The transcript has 4 exons. Gene Ontology annotation, molecular function: RNA polymerase II cis-regulatory region sequence-specific DNA binding; DNA-binding transcription factor activity, RNA polymerase II-specific. Gene Ontology annotation, biological process: regulation of transcription by RNA polymerase II.
AUGGAACUUGACAAGGAGUCCAGAUUUGUGCAAUUCUGUUGUGCAACUGUUAUUAGUUUAGCGAGGUCUGACACCCUUGAUUUAUUUGGAGUGCAGGCUUUGUGUGCCUUGUUGUCUGUUUUGGAUGACAGGGGUAAACGAGAGGCUUUGCUGAUUGAAUCUUUGGAGAAACGGCAAGCAUUUCUGUGUGAAGCAAUGUCAAGUAGAAUAAUGAAUUAUAAUGGAAUGGGGCACUUGUUACAACUUGAUCAGUCCAAUUCGAAUAUUGUUCGGGAGGACAGUUCUUCUCCUGUAUCUGACGUAGAGAACAAUCUGACCGUGACUGAUAUUACAAAUGAUUCUUUGCCUUUGUCUGGUGCUAUACUUAUUGAUGUUGGGAAUAAGGGAGAACAAAAACAAAAAUGGAGGCACCUCCAAGCAUUUGAUUCAUGGAUAUGGAAAUUCUUCUACUUAGAUCUGAAUGCUGUGAAACAUGGUAAAAGGUCAUAUUUGGAUUCACUUACCAGGUGUGAAUGUUGUCAUGAUCUCUAUUGGAGAGAUGAGAAGCACUGCAGGGUAUGCCAUACCACAUUUGAGAUUGAUUUUGAUCAAGAAGAAAGAUAUGCCAUCCAUACAGCCACAUGUAGGGAUAAAGACGACAAUGGCACAUUUCCGAAGGUCCUCUCAUCACAGAUCCAAUCACUUAAAGCGGCAACUUAUGCAAUUGAGUCGGUUAUGCCUGAAGAUGCCUUGAUUGGUGCUUGGACAAAAUCUGCUCAUAGGUUAUGGGUCAAACGGCUCAGACGCACCUCGUCUUUGCAAGAGCUUUUGCAGGUUCUUGGUGAUUUUAUUGGCGCCAUUAAUGAGGACUGGUUGUGUCAAUCCAAUACUUUACCAAGUUCUUAUAACGUUGAAGACAUUAUCUCAUGCUUCACAUCAUUGCCUCAAACAACAUCUGCAGUUGCACUCUGGUUGGUAAAAUUAGAUGCCUUGAUUGCGCCCUACUUGCAAAGAGCUGCUCAUGGAAAGGUAGCAAGAAGUCAUAAUCCAAA